This is a messenger RNA of Coregonus sp. 'balchen', 917 nucleotides long. NCBI's taxonomy places the organism in Eukaryota, Metazoa, Chordata, Actinopteri, Salmoniformes, Salmonidae. The record is from the annotation of a GenBank genome assembly.
AUGGCAGCAUCAGAGGAGGAGCUGGAGAGGCUAAAACAGAAGCGGUCAGCAGCCCAGACUGCGUUCACUAGAAGAGCCAAUUACCUCGCCCCCAGAGCUAGUGCACUGGGGGAAAGUGAAAUGAGAAGUGAGUGGAGGAACUUUAAAGUGGAUCACUCCAGAGUCAGAGAUGCAGGGUUUGAGUAUGCCACGGCCCUGCGAGAAGUGGACGACGAUGAAGUAAAAAAGAAGGCGGAAAACGUUGACGGAAAAACAGCAGAAUGUGACUUUAAGUUUGAUGAAACUGAACAAAUCAUCCUGAUCAACUUCUGGACAAGGUUCGCUGAGGCGGAAAUUACCACCCUCACUGAAGAGGCUGGAUCAGCCAUGGACCAGGCCGAGGCAACGGAUCACCACCAUAUGACCAGGAGGGAAUGUGAAUUGAUUCAUAGGAACCUGGAACGGGAGGUCUACAACUUCGAACGAGGAUUGGAUGAGUGGAAAGAUUUGAUCCCUCGGUCCAAGGCAACAGAGUCAAAGGACCAGAUCCGGAAGUUGAAGAAAAGGCGUGAAAACUGUGGGAUGAGUGGGCAUGGAAAGGCGGUUCUCAAUCCGACGACGAAGAGAAACUGGGAAGAGUGAAAAUUGUGGAGCAGGAGGAGCCAGUUGGGGCUUACAACUACAGGCCCCAGAUCAGCCUAGAACGUGCACGCUUGCCCAUGUUUGCUGGUAAUAUGAGGGAUUACUACCGCUGGAAAGCUGAAUGGGAGGACUUGCAACGUCUGGGAAACCCUCAUGGAUUGGAAAAUGUGAGGAAAUUCCAUCUCUUGGGAAGCCUAGAUGAAAAGGUCAAGAGGGACCUCGUAUUGUCCAGCUGUGGAUCCGCCAAUGACGUGUUCAGGCUCCUGGACAACAAGUACGGAAAUAAGCCGAAAAUA